AAAAAAAAAAGUGAAACGAAGAUUAUUUCCUAAAAAUAAAACAUCAACGAAAAGAAAAUUAACAAAUAUUUGAAAGAGAAAUAAUAAACAUUGAAACAAAUAGAGAAAAAUCAUAAACAUCCAAGAACGAUUGUAAGCAGUGCACCAGUGUGCUGUUGUAAUUCAACUGUGUAUUAAAAGAAUAGAUUUACAAUUGUUGGAAUAUCACUUCACAUCAAACUGUUUCAAUAAAUUGCUGUGAAGAUGAAAAGUGGAAGCCUAGCAAUGUUAUGGUACAUUUUCAACACCUUCAUGCUAAAUGAACUUUUUGCCACCAGUUUCUAUCCCAAGUCAAUUGCCAUUUCGGAUUAUGGGAUUGAAAGGAUCUUUAAACAUAAUCCUAAUUCCCAAUUCAAGCACAACUCACAUGGAAUACUAACAACAAAACCAAGGAGACGAAGAAAGAAAAAACUUUUACAAAUUUUGGGAAAGGAUUUCAAUCCCAAUGUGAUGUCUAUUAAUAAACCAAAGAACAAAAAUGGAUCUUUGACAUACGUCGACUAUCCAAUUGACAGCAUGAUGCAAGAUGCAGUGAAAGACCUAAAGAUUAAUUUAACCUAUGAUAACAACACCGCAAUGGCUCCUGAUACACAAAUUAUCGCUGCUAUUAAAAUGUGGCUUGUAAAAAAAUCUUCAUGUCCAGUUCAGUAUUCCUGGGUUAACGUGGGAGAAUUUUUUUGGCCGCCAUGGAUACGGCAGGGAAGUUGCACCGACAAUGGACAGUGUUCGUGGCCACCUGGCAUGCGUUGCGUGUCUGCAAAAAGUAAAAUUAUCCAUCUGCUAAGAUGGAACUGUAAAGAUCGACCCGGUAAUAAGGUGUCGAAUAGAUCUAAGAGCACUAGUCUUAAGUUGGGUUCGGUAAGGAACGGAAUUAAUCGACGGAAAAGUCUUAGACGACGGUGUCGCUGGGAAAAAAUUCCCUAUCCAAUUAUUGAUGAAUGCUUCUGUACGUGCUGAUGACACGGCAUAUAAAAGCGAUGACGCUUAGUAUACUUUAUAAAUUGAUAACUGAACUACUCCUGACUGGCAGAAAUAUUUUGCUUUUUCUGUCUAAAUCCUUUAAAUAUUUCCCUUCGCUUAAUUUAUUGUUUUUUAUUAUCACUAUUCGAAAUAUUAUUCGAUCGCCCGUGGUGAGUCAUCUCCGCAAACUGAUUUUGAAACUCUUUCACUUCACAUAUGCCGUUAUAACUUUGAGAAAAGCAUGAACGUUAUUGCACAACAUGUCCUUUUCCUCUAUAAGUAUGUGACUUUUCGGUUCACAAAUAAAUCAUUAUUUGUGGGAAAUGACGUGCCAGAGCAGCAAGUUCUCUUCUAAUUAAAUCUACGAUCUAGUUUCAGCUGUCUAUAUGAUAGUGCAUCAUUUCCAUCACUGAUGUUUAAAAUGACCAACUAAAUAUACAACUUCCAAUCCACCAUUAUCUCUUUAAUCCUAACCAAACAUUGUUUCUGUUUCACUCUUCCUACAUCUUUAUAAAUUUGAUCAAUCAAUGCCCCGUUUCCCAAUCUGUAUCUGCAAACUUAACCGAUUUGUGUCUGUGAACCUAACAAAUCAUUACACCUCUCUCAAUAUCCCUAAGUCCGUAUAAACUAGAGCAAUCUAUCGCUCUCUUUACCAACCAAUACUUUUCUCGCUUUCGUCCUUGUUUCUUUAUGAUCUUGACCAAUCAAGCUUCUCCCAGUCUCCCAUGGUAUCUUUAAACCUGACAAAUGCUUCCCUUUUCCCCAAUCUACAUAUAUCCCUUCAAACCUAACCAAUCGACUCUUUGAGAGAAAUCCAUCUUAAUUAAGCAUAUACAGAUUAUACUGACCAGAAAAAAAAAACAAUAUCAGCUGAUCAGUAGACAAGACUACGCUGAUGAGGCCUAAUAGACCGAAACAUCUCCGUAGUCGUCCCUUGCCAAUAAACAGAAAUCAGACUUUCCGUCUAAGCAUUCAAAAUAACUUUAAGAAAUUAAAUCUUAAUUUCUUGAAAUUAUCUCCCGUUAACCUUGAGGGUCGCUUAUAUUCGCCACUAGAUUUCUGUUUACUUGCUCCAACAAAGAGAGAAAUCAGUGAAGAAUUGUUUGCGUACGACAUUCAAUACAUCAUCACUUAACUUAAUAAUCCUAAUAAUGUUACAGCAAUUAACCAAUCACUAUAAACUCAGGAAAUGUACAUUUUACUGAUAUUCUACAGCCAUGUUGUUUUCUAUUUAUAAUAUCGAGUACUGUUUAUUUUUAAUGACAUUAUUUCAAGCAGUAUUUGUAGUAAAUGAACACUAUCAUUCGAACAAAAACUAAUUAGUGAAGAUGAUAAUAUUGGUGGUGAUAAUAACAACAACAACAAUAAUAAUAAUAAUAAUAAUAAUAAUAAUAAUAAUAAUAAUAAUGAAGGUCAACUGUAUAAACGCUGCAACGAUAUUGGGAACUACGUUGCUAUAUCAAUUUUGAUCAAUAUUAUAUCCUCAGUAACUUAUGAAUAUUCAGAUAUUGACGACUUUUAUACUUAUAAACGCACAUUUAAAAAAUGUAUAUUUCAUAUAAAAAGAAAAUGUAUCAGUUAAAGUUUGUUUUAUUUAUUACUCAUAUAUACUAAUGUCAGUAUACACACUCAAAUAUAUUAUGUAUAUUAUAGAUUGAUAAAUAGAUAGAUGCACAAAAACAUGCAUGUAUAUUUAUUCUGAAGAAAGUAUUCACAGAUUAUAUAUAUAUAUGUAUAUAGACAGAUAUAUAUAUAUGAAGAUAGAUAGACAGAUAGAUAGAUAGAUAGAUAGAUAGAUAGAUAGAUAGAUAGAUCAAAAUAGUUUGAUUCAGAAUCUUUGGUACCCUGAGUUUCAAACGCGAGGCUAGUCUUCGACCAUUGGGGUCUGAAUGUGAGUUCGAUUGAAGAGAGUCAAUGUUUAUUACUGGACGUUAGUCUGCGAUUAGUCUAGAAAGGUUACACUGUAUUGAUGUCGGUAUUUCAGAGACAGCAGUUAGAUGGAAAAUACCGCUAAAAUGUCAAGCAAAAGAUGAACAGGUCAAGGUCGACAAGGUAGACAGGGUGAUGAUCGUUACAAUAAAUAAGCCAUAAUUUGUGAUACUCAACAUUUUUUGCCAAUAGACACCUUUGAUCCUUAUUCAUACAGAUGGACCCCAUAGCUGUACAAUGUUUAUAAUUAAAUAUUAUUAGGAAUUUAAUAAUUAAAAAAUUAAAAUAUGUUAUGCAUUGUCGAAAAUUUAACCAGUUUAUUGCACAUACAUUUUAAUAACAACAUCUUAUAUGGGACCCACCCCCACCCCAAGGUCUAUGAGCCCCGAUUGAGAACCACUGUUCUAGAGUGAAGUCAUACUGAAUGUCAUAAACAUAUAUUUUUCUAUUUAUCUUAUCACUACGUGGUCUCUCGACCUGUUAGAUAUUACCACUAAAUAUUCCCAAAUCACACACGACUAACCAAUUUUUAUUUUAACGAGACGUUAGCUAAUGUUGCUAUUAAUACACUAUCUAAAAUAAAAGAGGGUCAUCACUGUUUGGACAUUAAUAACCAUAAAUUUAUUUGAUCUGGUGGCUCUGGGUUUAAAGAGUAGUAUUAAAUUCGGAGUCUAAAUCAGCGUUUCUCAACCAUUUUAUUCAAUCCUAUUUUGCUCAAUCCCAUUUUACUCCGUUGGACCCUCUUAGCCAUUCGAUUUUUUAAAAAUCAAAACCCUUUUAUAUUUCUAGAAUAAAAUAUUAUUAGAAGUUAUAUAAAAUAUUUUAUAUAUUUCAGAUGUAUAGCCAAUUUAUUGCAGAUAAAUUUUAACAACAAAAUCUUACAUGGCCUCCCAAGGGCCAUGUGGACUCCGGUUGGGAACCGCUAGUCAAAUUCUUUGUAUAUUACAAAAUGAAUAUUAACAUACGUACAAGGCUACAAAUUUGGGGAAGAAAAUCGGGAAUCAAACAUGUAUACAAUUAAUUUUGAUGAACACUAUCAAACACACGCGCGCACGCACGCACACACGCACGUUCACACACACACACACGUUCACACACACACACACACGUUCUUACACACAAAGUACACUUUCCUUCACAAGCAUGCGAAUUGUUUCCAUAAAUUUCCAGGUUUCCGAAUGUAAACAUAUUUACAUAUCGCACUGGAAAAAUUCUAUACAAUAGGAAAAACAUGAACAUUUCAGAAAUAUUCAUCUAUGAAAAGCUCACACAUAUAUACAUAUUAGCAACAAUUAUAACGAUAUAGAAUAUGGAGACUGGUACAUCCUCAAAAUUUAUUUCCUUUCAUUUUACAAUUCCAUCCAGUAUAUUUUUAAUAUGUACAUAUACAUACAUACAUAUGUGUGUGUGUGUGUGUGUGUGUGUGUGUGUGUGUGUGUGUGUGUGUGUGUGUGUGUGUGUGUGUGUGUGUGUGUGUGUGUGUAUUAAAAAUAUACUGUAUGAAAUUUUAAAAUAAAAGGAAAUAAAUAUAUAUUCAAAAUGGUUUCAAAAUGUAACCACAUGUGAAUCGUUGGCGAUUUUUUGCCCUCCGUCUUCCGUUUCUAUUGAACUUUUUUCUGUUUCUUAAGAAGAGCUUUGCUCGAAAUGUUAAACCAUCUUUCUUUCCUUCCCUGAGCGUCUGUUAAUACUUUACAUGUACCACGUCCUCGCGUUGUUGCUUUUUUUGUGUUUGUUCUUUGUUUUUUUGUUUUUUUUUUUACUAUAUAUAUAUAUUGCUUACGUCAUGUGAAUUUAAAAUCCUCGAUAAAACAUGAAAUAAUUCUUUUUUGGAACGGUGAAACCCGAAGCAGAUAAACCUAUAAAUAACAGCGUGUAAGUAAUGGAAUAAAAAAAAAACCUUUCAAUUUUCUAUUCAAACGCUUUUAAAGCCAAUAUUUACAGGUGCUUAUUUAUAGUUUUAUCUGCUUUGAGUUAGCGCUCUAAACACGAAUUAUUUUGAAUAUUAUUCCAUGUUCUAAGUUUCUAAGUUUCUAAAUUCUUAUGGCGUCAGCAUUAUACUAUUCUCGCUGAUAUGAAUAAAGUUUCUAAUACACACGCGCGCGCGUAUAUGUAUAUGUACAUAUUAAAAAUAUCUUGUAUGAAAUUAUAAAAUGAAAGGAAAUAAAUUUUGAGGAUGUACCAGU
Messenger RNA from Octopus bimaculoides (California two-spot octopus), 5111 nucleotides. Its product is annotated as noggin-3. The record is from RefSeq and is a predicted model, not a curated record. Gene Ontology annotation, biological process: negative regulation of BMP signaling pathway; osteoblast differentiation; dorsal/ventral pattern formation. Lineage: Eukaryota; Metazoa; Mollusca; Cephalopoda; Octopoda; Octopodidae.